Molecule: messenger RNA, 474 nt
Organism: Fulvia fulva
Lineage: Eukaryota; Fungi; Ascomycota; Dothideomycetes; Mycosphaerellales; Mycosphaerellaceae
Exons: 1
Coding region: 1-474 (157 amino acids)
Source: RefSeq, a predicted model, not a curated record
AUGCAGACUUCCACCCUGCUCCUUGGUGUAGUCGCCCUGAUCGCCUCCAUGAUCAAUGGUGCUCCCGUCUCCAGCGACAUCACCCCAUUCUCUACCAACAGCACAACUCUCCCGGACACUACCACUCUCACCGACUUCAAAAUCAAGGUCAGAUCAUCCAGCGUGUGCGAGAACUGCAUGUCGUGCAAAGCGAAGCAAUCCGGCUUCCUCUCCGUCAUCGUCCGCUACAAGCUCCACAUCGGGGCUCCCUUCAGGGACGGCUGGGGCUGUCAAUCGAUCGAGAACGCCCUCGUGAACGACGAGGAUGUUCCAGAGAUCGAAUCCUUCUCAUGCACGAACGACGGUCACGACAUGACCAAAAUCGAGUUUGCGAUCCGUCAUCUCAACCAGGGAAAGGAGAUUAGUGCGGUGUUCAACCUUAACUACCCUUCGAUUACUGCGAUGGGCCAUUCAUUCAACUGUCCGGACUUCUAA